AUGCCUGACAAGAUUCUCGACGACAUUUCCCAUCGCCGGUAUAACCCGCUCAAGGGUACCUGGUUGCUGGUUUCUCCUCACAGAACCAAGCGACCCUGGCAAGGUCAGAAGGAGGCGCCGUCCGUAACGGAACUCCCUCCCUACGACCCCAAGGCAAGUCCAGGAAAGAUGGAAAAUUGCUACCUCUGCCCGCGAAACCCCCGAGCUGCGGGAGACUCGAACCCUGACUACAAGAACACCUUCGUCUUUGUCAACGACUACAGCGCCGUCAAGGAGGACCAAGCCGAGUACAAGCCGGAAGAUGGAAGCGAUGACCUCGCUUCCUCCCUCCUGAGAGCCGAAGCGGCCACCGGCAAAUGCUAUGUCCUUACCUUUUCCGAGAAGCACGACGUCACCCUCGCCGACAUGACCAGCCAGGAGAUUGCCCCCGUCAUCGACGUCUGGACGAAAAUCUAUGCCUCUCACCUGUCUCCCUCUAACCCUCUCUCGAAGGUCGCCGCCUCUCUUACUCUCCCUGGCGUGACACCCGAUAGCACUAUCGAGACGCCCAAGCACCAGCUGCGCUACAUGCAAAUCUUUGAGAACAAGGGCGCGGCCAUGGGCUGCUCCAACCCGCACCCCCACGGUCAGAUCUGGACAACCUCCACGAUGCCCGAGGAACCCGGCACCGAGCUUGUGCAGAUGGCCAAGUACCGCAACCAGCACGCCGGCCGUCACCUGCUCGCCGACUAUGUCAAGGUUGAGAUGGAGAAGAAGGAGCGCACAGUGUUUGAGAAUGACGGCUUCAUUGUCGUAUGUCCUUGGUGGGGUGUCUGGCCCUUCGAGGUACUGAUUCUGCCCAAGAGGCAUGUUCGUGCCUUGGUGGACCUCAGCGCGGAUGAGAGACUGCAGUUUGCCGAAGCGAUUCAGGAGGUCGCCAGGAGAUACGACAACCUCUUUGAGACACACUUCCCUUACAGUUCCGGUAUCCACCAAGCGCCUCUGGAUGCUACUGAGGAGGAGGCUGAGAACAGCUACCUUCACAUGCACUUCUACCCCCCUCUCCUCCGCUCUGCCACCGUUCGUAAGUUCCUCGUCGGUUAUGAGCUCAUGGCCGAGCCUCAACGUGACAUUACUCCCGAGCAGGCGGCAGCCAAGCUCAGAGCCAUGGGCGGCGAGCUCUACCGCAAAUCGAUUUAG
Colletotrichum truncatum is the source of this 1179-nucleotide messenger RNA. NCBI's taxonomy places the organism in Eukaryota, Fungi, Ascomycota, Sordariomycetes, Glomerellales, Glomerellaceae. The record is from RefSeq and is a predicted model, not a curated record.